Messenger RNA from Sycon ciliatum, 1859 nucleotides. RefSeq lists its product as uncharacterized. Lineage: Eukaryota; Metazoa; Porifera; Calcarea; Leucosolenida; Sycettidae. Gene Ontology annotation, biological process: carbohydrate metabolic process. The record is from RefSeq and is a predicted model, not a curated record. Bases 218 to 1507 code for a protein of 429 amino acids. The transcript has 8 exons.
CGCAUCAACAGGAUCCGGGAAAAGUAGCUGGAAAGCUACGCAUUUGUAGUUGAAGGUGAAAAAAGCUUGCACCGUAGCUCUACUGCAAAGCUGGGUGAGAUUUACAGUGGGGAAAUAGUUGGCAGGUCGAGCAAAGACAAUAAUACUCUCGUGACAUAAUUGUGUAUCAACGUCCAAAACGGUGAUUAGCACCGUUACAAUAAUCAUUGCUUCGCUCAUGACGAUGACGGGGAACACUCCGAACAGGCGCCGCGCUCCGACUCCGACGGGGAACAGCACAUGGCGGUUGCAGGCGAUCGCAGCCGCGCUCUCGCUAUGUUUCAUUCAUUUAGCCAGUGGACGAGCGGAGGACGCCAUGACGCCCCAGGCGAUGGCUAAGCUUGUAGGCGAUGCCAUUGUUCGCCACAAGGACGUGUUUCUGGUGUGGAACUACGGUGGAGCGCUGGUAGUUGACGGACUGUGGAAAGCAAACGAGACGUUCCAGCUGAACUACGCUGACACCGUAGACGCACUGCUGACGCACUAUCUGAGCGACGCCGAGUCGUUUGCCUACAAGGCAGUGCACGGCGAGAGUAUUCCACACGGCGGCACUAUAGGCGACAGCGAGGGCCUCUUUCCGAUUGCGUAUCUGAACCGUGCACUGUCGUAUAGCCAUGGACCGGCAGCAAAGCCCGGCUACUCAAACGUUUCCGACUUUAGAGUAGCUGAGUACAUUGCACGUAACUAUGUUCUAAACUGGCCAGUAAGGCUCAGCGAUGGCUGCGUGGCACGCGAUCACGGCUGGGCUGGGCAGAGCGGGCACGACUCGUUCCUCUGGGGCGACGACCAGUACAUGGGCCUAACGCUGGCCAGUAGACUGGCUAUCAUGACCGGCAAUCUCACCUUUGCCCAGUUUGUCGGCAAGCAAACUCCAUUGUUCUUUGAGCACAUGCGCGACCCCCAGGACGGUCUCUUCUACCAUGGCUACAACGCCGCCGACAAGGAGGAGUCCUGCUGCAAGUGGGGUCGUGGCAAUGGCUGGGGACUGUUCAGCCAUGUCGAGGUGCUGGCCGCGCUGGAGAGGUUCCCCGCACUGAGUGAACAGACCUCGGCGGUGACGGCAAUGCUGCAGGAACGGCUCGACGCCGCGCUGCAGUUUCAGAGCCCAGACGGUCGCUGGCAUCAGCUGGUCAACGAUACAGACUCCUUCCUUGAGACGUCCGUCACGGCUAUGUUCACAUCGGCUCUUGCUCGCACCGUCAUCAACAAGUGGGCCAACGCCAGCAGUCUUGAGCGGUACACCGCUGCUGCUAGAAAGGGUUUUGCAGGCUUGACGAAGACGGUUGAUCCAGACACGGGAGAGGUGAGUGGCGUUUGCUCGGGUACGGGGAUACAGACGAACGCCGACGCGUAUCGCCACCGGCCCACCGUCUACUUGGCGAGCGGUCCGGGUGGCUUGGGCUCCGUACUCUCUGCCGCUGUGGAUAUAUACAACAUGGAAGUACUCCUGCAAUCAUCGGCACACUGAUCACUGAAAGAUCUUUGCCCACUGGGAGACUAUCUUGCAUGCCAGUCCCCCCCCCCCCCCCCACACACACACCUUCCGUUUCCGGUCCCGUCAACAUCUACUGCCACAUUCUCUUGCACAUAAGUGCAUGUUGGUAUGUUAUUUGCACAUGCGCACAUUCAAGGCCAUGGUCUUAAUAUUGAAAUUUCACAGAAUUGGUCUCAUUGGAGGAGCAUAAUUUUAAGUCUCAACUAUCAAAAUAUGAGUGCAUUCAGCUCUCCCGCAUUGAUUCAGGGAACAGCAUGAGCUUUGAAAUUUAUCUCUUUCAUAAUGUUAAUCCAAGAAAAAUGGAAUAAUAACGUCUUCUGAGAAA